This is a messenger RNA of Penicillium subrubescens, 2205 nucleotides long. Its product is annotated as putative NADH-ubiquinone oxidoreductase, subunit G. Bases 1 to 2205 code for a protein of 734 amino acids. NCBI's taxonomy places the organism in Eukaryota, Fungi, Ascomycota, Eurotiomycetes, Eurotiales, Aspergillaceae. Gene Ontology annotation, biological process: ATP synthesis coupled electron transport. Gene Ontology annotation, cellular component: membrane. The record is from RefSeq and is a predicted model, not a curated record. The transcript is spliced from 7 exons. Gene Ontology annotation, molecular function: NADH dehydrogenase (ubiquinone) activity; iron-sulfur cluster binding.
AUGCGGCCGCAGCUGUUUCGUGCGGCCGCCCGGUCUCUCCGGGUGCCCAGGGCCCGUUCCUUCGCGACGACAGCCCCUCGCGCGGCCGAGGUGGAACUGACCAUUGAUGGCAAGAAGGUGUCUGUUGAAGCCGGCUCGGCUCUCAUCCAGGCUUGCGAGAAAGCAGGUGCUACGAUCCCCAGAUACUGCUACCACGAAAAACUAUUGAUUGCAGGAAACUGCCGCAUGUGUCUCGUCGAAGUCGAGCGCGCCCCCAAACCCGUCGCCUCCUGCGCCUGGCCCGUCCAGCCCGGAAUGGUCGUCAAGACGAAUUCACCUCUCGUCCACAAGGCCCGCGAGGGUGUGAUGGAGUUCCUCCUGGCUAACCAUCCCCUUGACUGCCCCGUCUGUGACCAGGGUGGAGAGUGCGAUCUUCAGGACCAGUCAAUGCGUUACGGAGCUGACCGCGGUCGGUUCCACGAGGUCAGCGGCAAGCGUGCGGUGGAGGAUAAGAACAUUGGCCCUCUCGUCAAGACCUCGAUGAACCGCUGCAUUCACUGCACUCGCUGUGUACGAUUCAUGAACGAUGUGGCUGGCGCCCCCGAGCUCGGUACCAGUGGCCGUGGUAACGACAUGCAGAUCGGAACCUACCUCGAGCAGAACCUCAACUCGGAAUUGUCUGGCAAUGUUGUCGACCUUUGCCCCGUCGGUGCCCUGACCUCCAAGCCCUAUGCUUUCCGCGCCCGUCCCUGGGAGCUCAAGCACACCGAGUCCAUUGAUGUCCUUGACGCCCUUGGCUCCAACAUCCGAAUUGAUUCCCGUGGUCUGGAAGUGAUGCGUGUCGUCCCCCGCCUGAACGACGACAUUAACGAGGAGUGGAUCAACGACAAGUCGCGCUUCGCCUGUGAUGGUCUGAAGACUCAGCGCCUCACCACUCCCUUGAUCCGCCGCGAUGGCAAGUUCGUUCCCUCCACCUGGGAGCAGGCCCUCGCAGAGAUCGCCGAGGCCCAGCAGAAGCUCCAGCUGCAGCCCAACGAGUUCAAGGCCGUUGCCGGCCACCUGGUUGACACCGAGUCUCUCGUUGCCAUGAAGGACAUGGCUAACAAGCUGGGCUCCGACAACCUUGCUCUGGAUCAGCCCGGUGGCAGCGCUCCCAUUGCCCACGGUAUUGACGUUCGCUCCAACUACCUGUUCAACUCCAAGAUCUACGGCAUUGAGGAGGCCGACGCCCUUCUUCUGGUUGCCACCAACCCCCGCCACGAAGCCUCCGUUCUGAACGCCCGCAUUCGCAAGCAGUACCUGCGCUCCGACCUCGAGAUUGGUCUCGUCGGUGAGGAGUUCGAGAGCACUUUCGAGUACCAGAACCUGGGUGUCGAUGUCGCUGCUCUGAAGACUGCCCUGUCCGGCGAAUUCGGCAAGAAGCUGGCUGGUGCCCGCCGCCCCAUGAUUAUUGUUGGCAGCGCCGCUGCUGAGCACCCUGAUGCCAAGGCCAUCUUCGAGGCUGUUGGUAGCUUCGUCGAGAAGCACGCCAGCAACUUCAACACCCCCGAGUGGCAAGGUUACAACGUCCUGCAGCGUGCUGCUUCCCGGGCUGGUGCCUACGAAGUCGGCUUCACUGCCCCCUCUCCCGAGGUUGCCCAGACUACCCCCAAGAUGCUUUGGCUCCUGGGUGCCGAUGAGAUCUCGCAGACUGAGAUCCCCAAGGAUGCUUUCGUUGUCUACCAGGGCCACCACGGUGACAAGGGUGCCCAGUUCGCCGAUGUCGUUCUUCCCGGUGCUGCCUAUACCGAGAAGUCCGCCACUUACAUCAACACCGAGGGACGUGUCCAGGUCACUCGGGCCGCCACAUCCCUACCCGGUGCUGCCCGUGACGACUGGAAGAUCAUCCGUGCUUCCAGCGAGUUCCUCGGCGUUCCCCUUCCUUACGACGAUAUCGAGGCACUCCGUGACCGCAUGGAGGAGAUCAGCCCCGUCCUGCGCCGCUACGAUGUCGUUGAGCCCACAUCUGUCAGCUCCUUGAGCAAGGUCCAGCUAGCUGAUCAGAACAAGGGAUCUUCGGCCACUGGUGCUCCCUUCCAGAAGGUCAUUGAGGACUUCUACUUUACCGACUCUAUCUCCAGAAGUUCCCCUACCAUGGCCCGCUGCUCCGCUGCUAAAGCUACCGGCAACCCCGAGACCAACUUCAUGGCCGCCGGAGAGAUGUCUCCCCAGGCCCUGUACGGCUAA